AUGACGCAAACCCAGAAUCCCUCCACUAUCUCUGCGCCAACUGGAAGACAUAUCCCCAUUACCAAGAUAUCCGCUAGGAAUCUGAGGUCAUUACAGAUCGGCGAAAGGGGGAUGAUGGGUGCGUUCCUCAGACAAAAGCCAGAAGAGGAAGGAGUUGUAGUGUUUUCGAGAACGCAAUCACUGGGGCCACAAAUGGGGCAUAACUCAGCCUAUAGAAGCAGUACGAAAACAGGAGAUGGUUUUGUCGAAAUUUUCUAUAAGCAUAUGCGCGUAUACGUGUUUAUGGGGCGCUACAUACAUUAUACACAUGACGUAACUACAUGUAUGGUAGUCCGGGCUAAAUCGCUCCCGUACACGUGCAAAUAG
Messenger RNA from Morchella sextelata, 366 nucleotides. RefSeq lists its product as uncharacterized. The transcript is spliced from 3 exons. The coding region runs from base 1 to 366 and encodes 121 amino acids. The record is from RefSeq and is a predicted model, not a curated record. Lineage: Eukaryota; Fungi; Ascomycota; Pezizomycetes; Pezizales; Morchellaceae.